Pezoporus occidentalis (night parrot) is the source of this 1092-nucleotide messenger RNA. It is a transcript of the gene PYCR3, whose product is annotated as pyrroline-5-carboxylate reductase 3. Lineage: Eukaryota; Metazoa; Chordata; Aves; Psittaciformes; Psittacidae. Gene Ontology annotation, molecular function: pyrroline-5-carboxylate reductase activity. Bases 19 to 891 code for a protein of 290 amino acids. The record is from RefSeq and is a predicted model, not a curated record. Gene Ontology annotation, biological process: L-proline biosynthetic process. The transcript is spliced from 5 exons.
GGGUGCCCAUGCUGACCCAUGGGGUCCCCACAGCCGUUCCCAUGGCAGGGUCUGGCCCUGGCUCCCUUUGCUCCUUGUCCUGAGGGUGCUGGGGUUGGAGAAGAGGCUGAGAUCAGCCCCCAUCUGCUCACUCACCCCUGUCCCUGUGUUUCCCAAGGGAAGGUGCCAGCCAGCAGCAUCCUGGCCAGCGCUCCCUCGGACAAAAACCUGGAUGCAUGGAGGGAGUCGGGCUGUCGGACCACGCACUGCAACCUGGAGGUGCUGCAGGAGAGCACCCUGGUCAUCCUGGCCACCAAACCCCACGUGCUGCCGGGUGUGCUGCAGGAGAUCCGUCCUGCUGUGGGACCACACCACAUCGUCGUCUCCUUGGUGGCCGGUGUCACCCUCCAGACACUGCAGAGGCUUCUCCCCAGCGGGACCAAGGUGCUGCGGCUCAUGCCCAACCUGCCCUGUGUGGUGCAGGCGGGAGCAAUGGUCUUCGCCCGGGGCAGUGGUGCUGGUGACGAGGAAGCCUCCCUGCUGAAGAACCUCUUGUCCUCCUGUGGCCUCUGCGAGGAGGUCCCCGAAUCCUACAUCAACAUCCACACCGGCCUCAGCGGCAGCGGGGUAGCCUAUGUCUAUCUGUUUGCCGAGGCACUGGCCGAGGGAGCGGUGAAGAUGGGAAUGCCGGGUGGCUUAGCCAGCAGGAUCGCGGCUCAGACGCUGCUGGGCGCAGCAAAGAUGAUGCUGGAGACAGGGGAGCACCCGGCGAAGCUGCGGGGAGACGUCUGCACGCCCGGCGGCACCACCAUCCAUGCACUGCACCAGCUGGAGAAGGGCGCGUUGAGGGCCACCGUCAUGAACGCCGUGGAGGCGGCCACCAACCGGGCACGCAGCAUGGCUGAGGACUAAGAACCGGGCUGGAGACGAGCUCCUCCAUCCCCUGUGGAGCAGGAGGGGUGAUGGAGACCAGAGCGAACCCCUUCAGGGAGCAAGGGGGACCCUGAGACCCGCAGGAGACCCUCGUCGGGGUUGGAGAUGGUGUGGAGCCGUGUCCAUGCCAUACGCUACCUCUGCAAGGCUGGGACCAAAUAAACGUGGGCAGCACCAUGG